AUGUCGCGACCAUCAGAACCUCAACCGCAGGAGAAAACACCACCCAGAAUCUCCGCCGAGACAUCGACAACCGAUGCAUCAGGAUCCAAAGAUGAAGCCCUCGCCCUCGCCGGCGAAACAGCACGAACAAUAGAUCCAGCGCUCGAACGUCGCGUCCUCAGGAAAAUCGACCUGUUUCUUAUGCCAGCAAUGGUCAUCGGCUAUGGCCUCGUCUACUACGAUAAAGCUAUCUUGGGUAGUGCGGUACUCUUUGGCAUGACCACAGAUCUACACCUUACUGUUGUCGAUCACUCGACAAAGCCGCCGACGACUAAUACAGACCGCUUGAGUUGGGCGACUUCGUUGUUCUAUUUCGGUAUGCUUGCUGGUUUGUAUCCUAUGAGUUUUUUACUGCAAAAGUUCAAUAUCGGAAGGAUUCUUGGUCCCAUUGUGGUGCUCUGGGGCGGCAUUUGUAUGUGUACUGCUGCAGUACAUGAUUGGCGUGGUCUAUUCAUCCAAAGAUUCUUCCUGGGGUUUGUGGAAAGUAUCAUUCCUACUGGCUUUUCUUGCAUUGUUUCCAGCUAUUAUACCCAACGCGAACAGACGUUUCGACAGGCCUGGUGGUUCUCUGGCACAGGACUCUUCACCAUCAUUGGAAGUGCGUUGAAUUAUGGCUUUGGCCAGAUUACUGGAGGUGAUUUGAGACGCUGGCAGUAUAUUUACCUGCUUGCUGGAGCUCUGACAAUCAUCUUUGGUGGUUGGUGUUUCUUGGUGCCGAAUUCGCCGGUUAGUGCUUGGUUCUUAACGCCAGAAGAGCGUAUUGUUGCUGUGGAGAGGUUGCGCAAAGGACAGACGGGAGUGAGGUGCAAGGAGAUCAAGAUGUACCAGAUCAAAGAGGCUCUGCUGGAUAUCAAGGUCUACCUGAUCUUCAUCAUGAUGGGUUGCGCAUACACUGUCAAUGGCGCAGUAGCUGGAUUUGGACCUUUGAUCGUCAGCACCUUUGGCUGGAACACUCUGCAAUCCAUCCUGCUGCAAUUUCCUGUUGGUGGUAUUAGUUGGUUAGGGAUCUUGCUGGCUGGUUUCAUUCCACUCUACGUCAGAAACGUCAGAGUCAUUAUUCUGGUCCUCUGCUGUCUGCCAGUCAUCGUCGGUUGCGCAUUGAUCUGGAAAGCAGACUGGACACAUCAUGCCGCCGCUCCAGUGGUCGGCUACUCUAUCAUCGGUUUCUUCGGUCCCGUCGUCUCAUUGAUCAUCGCCUUGGGAAUGUCGAAUGUGGCAGGCGCGACAAAGAAGAGUUUCAUGUCCGCUGCCAUCUUUGUUGCUUAUUGUGUUGGCAACAUUGUCGGCCCGCAGAUGAUCAAGAGUCAGACUCGUCGCAAACACUAUCCCGAGCUAUGGACUGGGCUGAUUAUCUUCUACUGCAUCACCAUUGCUGCCUCUUGUGCUUUGUACUACGUUAUGUGGCGCGAGAACAAGAGAAGAGAUGGGCUUGAUCUCGAUGAAGAUGCUGAUCGACUUGCAUUCAGAGAUCUCACUGACAAGGAGAACCUCCACUUCCGAUACGUUCUGUGA
Aureobasidium melanogenum CBS 110374 is the source of this 1551-nucleotide messenger RNA. Its product is annotated as allantoate transport protein. Gene Ontology annotation, biological process: transmembrane transport. The transcript has a single exon. Gene Ontology annotation, cellular component: membrane. Lineage: Eukaryota; Fungi; Ascomycota; Dothideomycetes; Dothideales; Saccotheciaceae. The record is from RefSeq and is a predicted model, not a curated record. Gene Ontology annotation, molecular function: transmembrane transporter activity. The coding region runs from base 1 to 1551 and encodes 516 amino acids.